Molecule: messenger RNA, 985 nt
Organism: Trichomycterus rosablanca
Lineage: Eukaryota; Metazoa; Chordata; Actinopteri; Siluriformes; Trichomycteridae
Product: zinc finger protein 3-like
Exons: 2
Coding region: 1-666 (221 amino acids)
Biological process (GO): regulation of transcription by RNA polymerase II
Cellular component (GO): nucleus
Molecular function (GO): RNA polymerase II transcription regulatory region sequence-specific DNA binding; DNA-binding transcription factor activity, RNA polymerase II-specific
Source: RefSeq, a predicted model, not a curated record
AUGAGCCAGCACAUUCACACUGGAGAAAAACCGUAUCCGCGCUCACAGUAUGAGAGGAGUUUUAAUCAACAGAGUCAUCUCAAUCAACACCAGCGCGUUCACACUGGAGAUAAACCGUAUCAGUGCUCACAGUGUGGGAAGAGCUUCGGGUUCCUGAGUGAUCUCAAAAUACACCAGCGCAUUCACACUGGAGAGAAGCCGUAUCAGUGCUCACAGUGUGGGAAGAGCUUCAGGUUCCUGAGUGCUCUCAAGAUACACCAGUGCAUUCACACUGGAGAGAAACCGUAUCAGUGCUCACAGUGUGGGAAGAGCUUCGGGUUCCUGAGUGAUCUCAAAAUACACCAGCGCAUUCACACUGGAGAGAAGCCGUAUCAGUGCUCACAGUGUGGGAAGAGUUUUAAUACACAGAAGGAUCUCAAAAUCCACCAGCGCAUUCACACUGGAGAGAAGCCGUAUCAGUGCUCACAGUGUGGGAAGAGUUUUAAUAAACAGAGUAAUCUCAAAGAACACCAGCGCAUUCACACUGGAGAAAAACCGUAUCUCUGCUUACAUUGUGGAAAGAGUUUUAAUUCGCAGAAGGAUCUCAAAAAAUACCAACGUAUUUACACUGGAGAGAAACCAUAUCAGUGCUCACAGUGUGGAAAGAGUUUUAAUCUACAAAAAUAAGUAAUCUAAAAAAAAACACCAGCGCAUUCAAACUGGAGAGAAACCAUAUUAGUGCUCACAGUGUGGUAAGAGAUGCUUUGUAAAAAAAAGUGUUUGUGAAUGAGGAAGUCUGUGAAAGUGAGUGAGCUGAGUGAGUGGGACGGUUAGUGAGUGACGUCUUCAUAUGAACUGACGCUCUAUUCAGCUAAAUGUGGUGGUAAAGUAAGCCAGGACUUUUUGUCUUCUCUGCCCCCUAAGGAACUGAAUUUAAGAUAAGAUAAGAUAAGAUAGCCUUUUAUUAUCCCACAGGGGGAAAUUUGUAGUGUUACAGCAGCUUUCA